CGAUUCCCAUGCGGCCUCCGUGGUACAGGGAGGGUAGGGGAUAAGGUCCGGCCAAGGCCUACUCCUCUCUCACUCCCAACCCGACGUUCCUUCCGGUUUCUCUCCAUCUCCUGGAGUUGCAAUUUCGUCGGAGAACGAAGAAAGAUCUAAGUUUUCUCAUGGGUUUCGAUCGAAUCCUCCCUCCCUUCCCUCCUUCUCCUCCAUCUCGCUUCCCUCACUGAGAGUAGAAGCAUCCAUUUUUUUCUUCUCGGGUGGAAGCCGAAGCUAAAGCAAGCCAUGGCCGGAAUCGCCGCUUUCCAAUUCAAACCCUCUACUACUUUGUUUCGCGCGCCGACCGCCUCCAACCCUGUCAAACCCUUCUUCCAUUCUUUCUUUCUUCUUCGAUUGCCCAAGAAACCAGUUCGGGGUUGCCGGCCCCCUUUUGUUACCAAGAUAGCGGUGGUGGCACGGUAUGGCGGCGGUUUCCGUCCCGGCCCCAGCUCCAGGAGGUUCCAGGGUGAUAACCGUUUCGCCGAUCCUGACUACGAUCCCGCCCUUGAUCUUGACCGAGUCAAGUCACCUUCUGUGAGGCUAUUGGAUGAGCAACAGAAUAUGAUUGGUGUAAUGUCUAAAAGUGAAGCCAUACAAAUGGCAGAUGAUGCUGAUCUAGUUUUGGCAAUAUUGUCGGUAGAUGCAGAUCCUCCAGUCCUCAGACUCUUUGAAAGUGCGGAUUACAAAAAACAUAAGUAUGAACAGCAAAAGAAGAAAAAGGUGCAACAGAAAAGAUCUGCUGCAAGCCGUAUGGAUAUCAAAGAACUCAAAAUGGGGUAUAACAUUGAUUCUCAUGAUUAUUCUGUGCGGCUGAAGGCUGCCCAAAAGUUUCUUAAAGAUGGAGACAAGGUAAAAGUCAUUGUGAACUUGAAAGGCCGGGAAAAUGAAUUCAGGAACAUUGCUAUUGAACUUAUUAAGCGUUUUCAGAGUGAUCUUGGAGAGAUGGCAAGUGAGGAGAGUAAAAGUUUCAGCGAGAGGAACAUUUUCAUGGUACUCAUGCCCAAUAAAGCAGUUUUACAGAAAGCUCAGGAGCAGCCAAAGAAGAAGGAAACACCAGUCACAGAAGUUUCAGCAAGUGCCUAAUUGAGUCAAGGUCUAUAAGCAUGGUUUUGCAACCACAUCAACUGAUAUUUUUCUUGCCUACAGUUGAUUGGUAGGAAGAGAGAGGGUUGCAACAUAUUACAUAUGUGAAUAUUGGAGGCAAGAAGUUGUAGUAAGGUAUAUGUGUAAGGAGGUAAUCCUAAUUUAUUCUAUUAUCACCCAAAAGCCAAAUCAUUCUUGUUAUGUAAUGCACAAAUAAACUUCUGGCAGUGGAAUUGAGAAAUCUCAUGCCUUUUUCUGACAUUGACAUAUGAUCUUCUGUGAGGUGGCUUUAGAGGACUAAGCUUCUGGUUAUGGACAGGGACUUCAUUCAUGUGACGGUGAAUGUAAUGUCUCGCUCAGCAUGCUCUGUUGAAUUGCUUGGCUGUUGUCUGACAGGUAAUUCGGUCAAUCUUUGUAAAGUUGGAUAUUGAGGCUCAGAUACUUAAAAGCAAAAUUUACUUUAAAUGAAGGAUUGUACAUUAGAAGGAUA
Molecule: messenger RNA, 1603 nt
Organism: Elaeis guineensis (African oil palm)
Lineage: Eukaryota; Viridiplantae; Streptophyta; Magnoliopsida; Arecales; Arecaceae
Product: translation initiation factor IF3-2, chloroplastic
Biological process (GO): ribosome disassembly; translational initiation
Molecular function (GO): translation initiation factor activity; ribosome binding
Source: RefSeq, a predicted model, not a curated record